Messenger RNA from Cutaneotrichosporon oleaginosum, 858 nucleotides. NCBI's taxonomy places the organism in Eukaryota, Fungi, Basidiomycota, Tremellomycetes, Trichosporonales, Trichosporonaceae. The record is from RefSeq and is a predicted model, not a curated record.
AUCGUCUCACCAUUUCUCGACAAUGUACCACCUCUUCAAGGGGCUGCAUACAUAUCUCACCCGCAAGGAUGAGUACUCCAUCGUCAUCAUCGGGCUAGACAAUGCCGGCAAGACGACAACGCUCGAGAAGAUCAAGACGCUGUACAACCCCACGCCCGGCAUGCCACCAGAUAAGAUCGGCCCGACGGUUGGGCAGAACAUCGGCAAAAUCUCCCUCCCCUCCACUACUAUGCACUUCUUCGAUCUCGGCGGCCAGCGCGAUAUCCGCUCCAUCUGGCCGCGAUACUAUGACGAAUGCCAUGCCGUCGUCUUUGUCCUCGAUGCGAGUGACCAAGCUCGUCUGAGUGAAACAUGGGAGGUGUUUGACGAAGUCCUCAACUCCCCGCGCCUCCUCAAUCUCCCCCUGCUCCUCCUCGCGAACAAGCAGGACAAAGACACGUCCCUCACAGUCGCAGAAGUCCGCGAGUCCUACGAUGCCUGGCAGCGCGCACGCACGCGCGUGCCCGACAGCCCGCAGUCUGGCGUGCUGGAAGAGGAGGACAAAGCGCAGCGCAUGGCAAGCCUCGACGUGCUCGGCGUGUCUGCGCUCGAGGGGACGGGGGUGCGCGAGGCGGUCAAUUGGCUGUAUAUCCGCGUGCAGAAUUCGCGACAAGUCGACGACGCGAGUAGGUUUUAGCAUGCAUGCGCCGAGGCGGGUGGGGGCGGCGCUGCCCAGGGAAGAUGUUGUACACAUUGGCUGGAUGGAGCUAGAGACGCGGCUCGCCACUGGCCAUACGAGAGGCCUGAGAUACAUAUGCAUUGCAACGCUGGCAUGCUGGUUGUGCGUGUGCCGCACACCGCCCGGUGGAGCCGAUCGUC